ACGGGAGUUGGUUGUGUCGGAUUUCUUCGGAGGGGAACGCUAUUAAAAUAUCCACAAACAUUAUCUUUAAUUGGACAGUAUUUUGUGCUUGUGUGCGUUCGGUGUUCGGUUUUUUUUUCCCGCCAGUGACGAUUCCGUUUUUUCGAAAGCCCUCGAUGACUGUUAUCGUUCGCAUUUAGCGAGCGCCGAUCGUGAGUGAUUUUUUGAUUGCCGCAAACGAAAACAUGACUAUUGAUUAGACAACGUAUCAUCCAGUCGUACAAAUAAAACUAAAGUGACUACAAAAAUGACAUCAGUGACGUGACACGAAAGUUUAAAAAUAUCGGUAACAAUCGAUAAUAUCCGACGCGAGUACAAAACGUAAAAUCGAUUUAAAAAUGACGCCACGUGCUACGUAAUUGCAAAAUCAUAAUUCACGGAUCUUUAAUUGAUCUGUAAUUAUUUCUCAGUCCCAUUCUCUUUUAUAAUCGCCGGCAAUAAUUUUGAUUAUACUUCUCGCUACGACAAAGUUAUCUUUGAAAACUUAACUAACUUCUAAUACUUUUCUAACUUGGUAUUAGAAAAAUAAAUAUAAAUAAACAAAGAAUACAGUGCUAAAGCUGAGUGUAUAAAGCUUUUAUUAACAAUCCUUGUGUGACAUUUUGGUGUAAACAAAACGAAAAAUAAAAUUGUGAGAAAGUGAUGCGGUGUCCAGUUGUCUGACUCAAAGGAAAACCCGCUCGGCCGGCGGCUAACUAUAAAAGGAGCAGUAGAAAUCCCUCAAGAUUACCCGAAUUCAAUCCCCAAACAACAAACCCGGCAACCUGAGUUUCACAGAUCCCUUUGGGCCUCCCCAGUCAUCGGACGGGGGGGGCCCGUCGACCCCGCAGCCCGCGAUGACCACCCAGGAGGCACUGGAGCACCAGCACCACCACCUGGGAGGCUCGCAGACCCCCCACGACAUCUCCAAUUCGGCCAAUUCGACCCCAACUAAUGUAUCCUCUAAAUCCGCCUUCAUAGAGUUACAGCAACAUGGCUAUGGACCGUUUAAAGGCGGAUACCAGCAUCCCCACCAUUUUGGAAGUCCGGGGGGACAACAAAACCCCCACGAGGCGUCCGGGUUCCCCAGUCCUAGGUCAUUAGGCUAUCCCUUCCCUCCUAUGCACCAAAACACUUAUGGUUAUCAUAUAGGGUCCUACGCUCCUCAAUGUGCCAGUCCGCCUAAAGAUGAAAAAUGUGGUCUCUCCGACGACCCCGGUCUACGGGUGAACGGGAAAGGAAAGAAGAUGCGCAAACCACGCACCAUCUACUCCAGUUUGCAGCUGCAGCAGCUCAACAGGAGGUUCCAGAGGACGCAGUACCUCGCAUUGCCCGAGAGAGCCGAGCUCGCGGCGAGUUUAGGGUUGACUCAAACACAGGUUAAGAUAUGGUUCCAGAACCGUCGCAGCAAGUACAAGAAAAUGAUGAAGGCGGCGCAGGUGGGCGCGCCACCGCCCAGCCUCGGCCUGCCACCCGGCAGUCCGCCUAGCAAUAACCAAUUACUACACGGUGGUGGCGGCAGUUCUAGCGGGUCACAACACUCGCCAUCAGCUUACCAAAGCGGGGCGCAAGCGCACUCGCCCACGCCGAGCUCAACGCCUGUCUCCGAACUCUCCCCGGGCCUCUCACCCACCGGCACUUGGGACGUUAAACAACCGCCCCAGCCCUCCUGGGAUGUUAAGGUUGGAUAUCCGAAUGCGGGUCGCUCGCCGGACGGCACCUCAUGCGAUAUCAAGCCGCCGCACCAGCAGUCGUGGGACCCGAGAGUCGGUUAUGGUGCGCCACCUGGGCCUUGGGACAUGAAGGGCGCGCACGCCGCGCACGCGCUGCAUCACCAGGCGGCUCCACAGCCGCACCCGCCCUACGUGCCGCAGUACUCCUGGUACCAGCCUGACGCCAACCCUGGACUACUCACUGAAAACGGUCUCGCGUUAUUCCAUCGCAUGGGGCUCAGACCACAAUAUUUGGGACCACAUGAACAGAACAAUUACGACAGCUGAGGAAUUUCGACUAUUAGUUAAUUGUAGCAUAUUAUAUCCAGCAAACUUACUUUCGUGUAACUAAAAAUAAUAUUAUAAAGGUUAUAAUGGCAUGCAUAAAUAGGACGCGUCGUUUGAAUUUUAAAUAAUAUAUGUCGAAAAUUUGUAAGGCAAUUUGAUCUCUAUCAUUGACAGUCAAAUAUUUUGAUACAUACUGGAUCAAGAAAGGUCGUGAUUUUAAAUUAAAUAUACUUGACACAAACAACUAUUCCGUCUUUGUCUAUGCAACUAUAGAUACUCUGAUUAAAUCACAAUAAAUGUCUAUGGUAGGGAUUUUAGUUGACAAAUUACGUUCUUUCUUGAUUUUCUCUAAUCAAUUUAUUAAUAAAAGAAAUUGUUUGUCUACAGGGUUUGGCCCGCAGUGUAACAGCCAUCGGACAAACACAGAUGAUAAUUAAAAUAAUGCAAGUAUAGUUCACAUUCAAAAUGGCGGGAAGCGAUAUAAUAGAGCGUUCACUCGGCGCCAUAUUUAAAUUUAAAUAUAUGUAUCGGCACAACCAACGUUAAAUUAAGGAAUUUAUUUAAUAGAAAUAUAAACAUUGUACAUUUUUAUAUUUAAUAUAGUACGUUAUUGUUUAAAAUGGUUACUGUAAAUGUUAUAAACUAAAUUACAUUGAUAAGUAUGAAAUAGGUACGAAGUUGACCAAAUUUGGGCGAACUAUUUCUUCUAUUUUGUUUGUAACUAAUCUCACAACUAAAUAAAAUAAUUUAUUUAUUCUGAAUUUCUAUUAUGCAUGCCACUAUAUCCCGAGAAAAAUUACUGUCACAUUCCUUUUAAAUAGAAGUCUGUUUUUUUUUUGUUAUGGUAUAUUUAUCGUAUUUUGUAAAUUAAAAAUAAAGGCGUCAUGCCAUUUCUUGUAUAGACAAUUUUUUCGUAAUUUUGAUCAUAUGACUUUUAAAAUUGGAACAUUAUAGUUUUUCCAAACUCUUGCCAUUAUCUUAAUGGUCUGAAAUUGUAAAAAAAAGCUUGUAUAUUUAUUGUUAUCUAAAGAGAAAAAUAUUUAUAAUCAUGGUAAAUAAUUCGUUGUAGGUUUUUGUAUAACCUUGAAAUUCACUUUUUUUUACAAAAAAAAAUAUUACCGUAAAUAGAUUAUUACAAUUUUUUUUAUUCGUAAUAUA
Molecule: messenger RNA, 3176 nt
Organism: Papilio xuthus (Asian swallowtail)
Lineage: Eukaryota; Metazoa; Arthropoda; Insecta; Lepidoptera; Papilionidae
Gene: Dll
Product: homeotic protein distal-less
Exons: 8
Coding region: 876-2018 (380 amino acids)
Biological process (GO): regulation of transcription by RNA polymerase II
Molecular function (GO): DNA-binding transcription factor activity, RNA polymerase II-specific; RNA polymerase II cis-regulatory region sequence-specific DNA binding
Source: RefSeq, a predicted model, not a curated record